CUCGUCACACAAUUCAAAUUAUUGUGCGCUUUUUCUUGCAGGAACUGGUCCGGUCGUUUUACUGUAUUAUCGUUGCAUUUUAUGUUUGACGUAACUUUAUCCAUCGUCUUUAACACUGAUUUAAGUAGAAUUCGUUACAAAUGAACGGACCGAAGUCACAUCUUUCGCCAAGCUGCAUGAGACCUCCGCUACGACCAGUAAAUUCCGCAGCUCCAGAAAGAAGAAGUGUCCGUAAUGUCCAACAAAAGAAGCAUUGGUCUUUGGAUAACUUUGAUAUUGGUAAACCUCUUGGCAAGGGCAAGUUUGGAAAUGUAUAUCUGGCAAGGGAAAAGGAGAGCAAAUUCGUUGUGGCAUUAAAGGUGUUGUUUAAGUCGCAACUGAUCAAAAGCAAUGUUGAACAUCAGCUUAGACGAGAGGUUGAAAUACAAGCUCAUCUCAGGCAUCCUCAUAUUCUCAAAUUAUAUGGCUACUUCCAUGAUGAGAAGAGAGUGUAUCUGAUCCUAGAAUUUGCUGCCCGGGGGGAAAUGUACAAAGAACUGACAAAAAAGGGAAGAUUUUCGGAGACUGACACUGCAACAUACAUUGCAGAAUUGGCAGAUGCUCUGAAUUAUUGCCAUGGCAAAAAUGUCAUACAUAGGGAUAUCAAGCCGGAAAAUCUACUGAUGGGUUUGCGAGGGGAACUCAAAAUUGGAGAUUUUGGCUGGUCUGUUCAUGCACCUUCUUCCAGGAGGCAAACUCUUUGUGGUACAUUGGACUAUUUACCACCAGAGAUGGUUGAAGCAAAGCCACAUGAUGAGACUGUAGACUUAUGGUCCCUAGGUGUUCUCUGCUACGAAUUUUUGGUUGGGAAACCGCCAUUUGAAUCUGCUUCGAAUGAAGAUACUUAUAGAAGAAUCCGAAAUUGCCAGUAUGAUUUCCCUUCUCAUGUCUCUGAAGGAGCAAGAGAUUUAAUUCGAAGAUUACUGCGAUAUAUUCCACACCAGCGAUUGUCACUGAAGGGUGUGAUGAAUCAUCCAUGGAUCAAAGAAAAUGCAAGAGUGCAUAAGUUUGGCCCUGAUGGUGUCCCUAUAAAAUAACAGGAUUAUUUGGCAGUUCUAUUGUGGUCAGUCUCCGUUUCUUUGAAUUGCAUGUUUUUUUGUUAUUUUACUAUCUGCAGCAGUGGCGCAGCCAGGGGGGUUUCAUGGUCGACCCUCCCACCCCCACCUUUUUAAAUUUUUGUAAGGAUGAAAAGUCGGUAAUAAUGCGUGCGAUUGUAUUUCGGUAAAUCGCCAUUAUUUUUCGUUAGCGUGAAGCCGUUCCGCGGGGUUUUUGAGGCGAUUAGAAUGUAUUAUUGAUAUACUAAUAUAGGUUGUAUGUUUUUUUAUUGUACUAAACGUUAUUGUAUAUUCUGGGAUUUUAUAGCAGAUCUUGUGUUUUCCUCACGCAUGACAUUUUCGCAAGAUGGCAAAAAUAUCAAAAUGAAAUAAUAUCCGGCAUUUUAUCUCACAUUUUUAUGUCCGCAGAUUGCCGUGGUAUUUGGAAGUAAUGCUCCUAUUUUAUCGUAAGCGAACACAACAGGGAGAGUUACCUUGAAAACAAUUAAAUUAAUAUGAAGAGACAUUUUUUAAUUCUCGGCCGUCUCAAAAGCCGUUGCUUGGGAAUGUCCGAAUCCUGGCUGCGCCCUUCAUCCGUAGAAUCUUAUCAUGCCAUAAACGUUAACUGCUUGCAAGUUGUAUUUAUAGAAGACUCGUAUUGUUCUUUUCAUGCAAUAUAAACUCCUGUGUGCAUUACGUCUAAUUCUUUGAUGAAAAAGAAAAAUCAGUUUUAUGGAUUCACUGAUAGCCGUUGCCCGUUGCAACUUCUAAUUCUUUGAUAAUAGCGAGCGAGUAAUCGAUUUUACACAAGCACACAGUCCAAAUUGUAAGUUAUCUCAUUUAUUAAAAAUUGUGUUUUAUAUAAUCCGCAAUAAAACAUCCAUCAGUUUAA
This is a messenger RNA of Styela clava, 1965 nucleotides long. RefSeq names its product aurora kinase C-like. The record is from RefSeq and is a predicted model, not a curated record. Gene Ontology annotation, molecular function: ATP binding; protein kinase activity. Gene Ontology annotation, biological process: protein phosphorylation. Lineage: Eukaryota; Metazoa; Chordata; Ascidiacea; Stolidobranchia; Styelidae.